Rubroshorea leprosula is the source of this 1072-nucleotide messenger RNA. The record is from the annotation of a GenBank genome assembly. NCBI's taxonomy places the organism in Eukaryota, Viridiplantae, Streptophyta, Magnoliopsida, Malvales, Dipterocarpaceae.
AAUUGUCUCGAGGGACUAAAGCUACAGGAAGAUUGAAGAUUUUAGUGCUUUUACAGUAUACUCUGCUGAUUAACCUGUCUAUAAAAAGGCACCCAUGUGCAACUAGUCGUGAAGUGGCGGAGUGACAUUUUUCUUUUCUUCUGUGUCUCUUUUCUCUGAUCUUGAGUUUUCAGCAAUGGUGGCAAUUCUAAGAUCUCUGCUUCUCAUUCUUCUACUCACCCAUGUUGCAGAUGAAGUGUCAGCGACGACAGUGACAUUCUUCAACAAAUGCUCUCAUCCAGUGUGGCCCGGCAUUCAGCCCAGCGCCGCCAAGCCAGUUCUUGCUCGGGGCGGCUUCGGGCUCCCACCUAAUAAGGCCUACUCCUUAAACCUCCCUCCACUCUGGUCCGGCCGUUUCUGGGGUCGCCACGGCUGCUCCUUUGACAAAUCUGGCCGCGGCCGCUGCGCUACUGGGGACUGCGGGGGCUCCCUCUUCUGCAACGGCCUGGGCGGCACCCCUCCCGCAACUCUCGCCGAAAUUACCCUCGGCCAAGACCAAGAUUUCUACGACGUCUCCCUAGUUGACGGCUACAACAUUGCCAUGUCCAUAACUCCCCUACACGGUACCGGCAAAUGCAGCUACGCCGGGUGCGUGAGUGACCUCAACAUGAUGUGCCCAGUGGGGUUACAGGUCCGGUCGAGGGACAACAAGAGAGUGGUGGCUUGCAAGAGUGCCUGCUCUGCUUUCAAUUCGCCUAGGUAUUGCUGUACGGGAAGCUUUGGGAGUCCGCAGUCGUGCAAGCCGACGGCGUAUUCCAAGAUAUUCAAGGCGGCGUGCCCCAAGGCAUACUCUUAUGCGUACGAUGAUCCCACCAGCAUCGCCACUUGCACCCGCGGCAGCUACGUUGUUACUUUCUGCCCUCACCAUCGUUAAUUAGAUCUAUAUUUUAAUUAAUUAAUUAAGCUUAGUGGUACAAUUAAUCUACACAGAAUAGAGACGGCAAAUUUAUAUAGUGUUGUGUAACUUGUCUGCUUGCUAUGUGCUCUAUUGAUAUGGUUAACUUUUUAUUUUGAUGCUUAAUUAUAUUUUUAA